UGUGUGGAGGAGUAGCUCCUAUUCUCCUGUCUGCGUUAUCUGGAGAACAAUGCAAACAAUCCACAGAUUAUCACCUGAGGGCACCUUUGACUGCAGGUAGCAGGGUUAGUGUGCCUCUCUCUCUAUCUCUCUGUGUGUGUUGCGUCGUGACACUUCUCCAUUAUCGUCCCUCUACGACAACGUACCUGGAGGGGAAGGAAAAAAACUCCUGUCCAAUUGUGCCUGAGCUGGGUGUGACCCUUUAAAGAAUGUCAAACAAAGACAGGGAGAGGGAGAGAGAGCCUGCCUACUGAAUGGAGGGACUGUCACGCCUGUUUGUUUCCCACAGUCAACAUUACAUCAACAGCUCUAGUGAGGACAGGACCUACCUUACCUGGUUUCCCUACUGAGGGUGAGGACAGGACCUACCUUACCUGGUUUCCCUACUGAGGGUGAGGACAGGACCUACCUUACCUGGUUUCCCUACUGAGAGUGAGGACAGGACCUACCUUACCUGGUUUCCCUACUGAGGGUGAGGACAGGACCUACCUUACCUGGUUUGCAUAUUGAGGGAUGAUUGACACCCUAUAUGAGUGGAUCUGGUGGGACCGCUUCUGGCUGCCAGUCAACCUGACCUGGGCGGACCUAGAGGACAGAGAUGGGCGUGUCUACGCCAAAGCCUCUGACCUCUAUGUGACGUUGCCUUACGCCAUAGGCUUCCUACUGGUCAGAUACCUGUUCGAAAGGUUGAUAGCCACGCCACUAGCAGCCUCAGUGGGGAUCCGGGAGAAGGCCAGACUGAGAGUACCAGACAACCCCAUCCUCGAACUCUACUAUCUCUCUCACUCCAGAAACCCUGGCCAGGCAGUUAUAGAUGGUCUGUCUAAGAAGAGCGGCUGGUGCGUUAGGCAGGUGGAGCGCUGGUUCAGAAAGAGAAGAAACCAGGAUCGUCCCGGAGUACUGAAGAAGUUCAGAGAGGCUAGUUGGAGGUUUGUGUUCUAUCUGUUGGCGUUAAUUGGAGGAGUUGUGUCCCUGUAUGAUAAAGAAUGGUUUUAUGAUACGUGGGAAGUGUGGAAUGGAUUUCCAAAACAGACUAUGCUGGAUUCUCAGUACUGGUACUACAUCCUGGAGAUGAGCUUCUAUGGUUCGCUUCUCUUCAGAGUCACUUUUGAUGUCAAGAGGAAGGACUUUAAGGAACAGAUCAUCCACCAUUUGGCCACCCUGACGCUGCUGUCCUUCUCUUGGUGUGUCAACUACAUCCGUAUAGGAACCCUGGUGAUGCUCAUCCACGAUGCCUCCGACGUCCUGCUAGAGUCUGCCAAGUUGUUUAACUAUGCCAAAUGGGAGAGAACCUGCAACAGUCUCUUUGUGGUGUUUGCCAUUGUGUUCAUGGUAACCCGACUGAUCAUCUUCCCAUUCUGGCUGAUCCACUGUACGUGGGUGUACCCCACACUCCAGUACCCCCCGUUCUUUGGUUACUACUUCUUCAACGUCAUGCUGGUGGUCCUCCUGUUCCUGCACAUUUUCUGGGCCUACCUCAUCCUGCGCAUGGUCAAGAAGUUCCUCUUCGGCAAAAUGACCAGAGAUGAAAGAAGUGAUGAUGAGGAGGAUGGUGACGAAAGCAGUCUGACUGAAGAGGAAAAAGAGGAGGGCAGUUAUCGUUACGGCAACGGUUCUGGACUGGGCACAAAGGAGGGCAACAACGGCUGCUUCAGACACUUAUCUCUCUCGGAGAACGUCUGCCCAUCAAAAACCGUCUACUGACCAAGCUCGCGUCGUGAUUGGCAGAGCCCUGCACCAGAGGCAGGGAGUGGUGGGAUCGAGGUCAUAGGAGAAGCUGG
Molecule: messenger RNA, 1820 nt
Organism: Oncorhynchus mykiss (rainbow trout)
Lineage: Eukaryota; Metazoa; Chordata; Actinopteri; Salmoniformes; Salmonidae
Source: RefSeq, a predicted model, not a curated record